Messenger RNA from Cadophora gregata, 930 nucleotides. RefSeq lists its product as uncharacterized. The coding region runs from base 1 to 930 and encodes 309 amino acids. The record is from RefSeq and is a predicted model, not a curated record. The transcript has a single exon. Lineage: Eukaryota; Fungi; Ascomycota; Leotiomycetes; Helotiales; Ploettnerulaceae.
AUGAUGAUUUGUGGCUUGUUAGAGAGGCAAAGAAAUGUGCAAGGGCAUGGAAGACGCUGGAUUUUCUCCAAAGUCAUGGGUCUUGAACUCAAUGCACACAAGACCGGAAGUGUGUUUUUGACAAAGGAGGAAGACUUCAGCUACGAAGACUCACAGGUCGCAGCCAAUUUGCCGAGCGGUCCCGUAUCAAUUGGAUUCUUGUACUUAGAUCCAAAGUCGGGAGAAUGGCUGAUCAACAAGAACGACGUCGAUGCUCAUGUGAAGCAACUAGCGAAGCAACUUGCGAACUCAACUAGCAUUCUAUCCUGGGUACAAACUUGGAACAGCUGCAUCGGUCGAUUCUUCAGUCACACCUUUGGAGAACCUGCCAACUGUUUGGGAAUGAAGCAUGUCGACUCUAUUCUCGAGACAUACAAGUACAUUCAGGAAAUCAUAUUCCCGGGCAGCAACUUAAGCACCUACCUCAAAGGUCUGAUAAACGAGCGCUUCGGAGUUGCAGACGUCCCAGAUGCGUUCAUAUUUCUCCCCGAAUCACUUGGAGGACUCGGCGUUCGGAGCCCGUUCAUCAGUCCACUAUUAGUCCGUAAGGCCGUGUUAAAUCCAAUCGAAAUCGUGGACAAAUUUUUCGAAAAGGAGAAGGAAAAAUAUGACGCUUCGAAGGCCUGUUACGAAUCACUGAGCCCCCAGGCGAAGAAAAGACAACUGCAUCUAACCUACACUGACAAGUAUGGUGACGCGAAGACUUCAUCUGCUCCAAGCGAUACGGACGCAUUCAUGAGCUUCGAAGAAAUACAUCUCUUGCCGCGAAUCUGUCAGCCCAGAGCUACAGUGCACCUAUCAAGAACUGAUGGGAGUUCCACAUCAACAGCACAUUGUGACAUCAGAGAAGGUAAACCAGGCUAUCAGACAGCUUGGAUUGUGGCAGCCUGA